UCUAACUUAACCGUUGGUACAGCGAGAGGAGCAGGAUGUAGCGGUACCAGCUCUCUUCACAUCAAUCCAACCACCACAAAAAGCCCGUCUUCCUCUCUAUCAAUGUCGUCGCGGUGAGAGUCUGCUGUUUCUAGCUGUGAGAUAUGAUGGCUGUUAUUCGGAUUAUCCACUAAUAGAAGAGAUAAAACAUGUCCAACAUCCUGGAUGCGGCGGUUGGAGUGAAAUGGGACCGAACAACCGCAGCGAAGCGAGCCGUGAUCAUCGCUGCUGCCGCCUACGGACUGAAGACUCUCUAUCCAGUCAUCUGCAGGCAGCUCUGCAGCAAGAAAAGCACCGAUAAAAACCCGUGUUUAAAGGGUGAAAACGGCUGUGUGAAAACCCAAAUAUGUGCUUCGGAUCACACCAAGAAGAAGAAGACAUCUCCAGCUGUGAAUGCGGAGUUCUUCCAUCAGAUCCUGGAGCUCAGUAAGAUCCUGUUUCCAAAGCUAGUCUCCAGAGAGCUGGCUUUGCUGUCUUUACACUCUGUGGCUCUCAUAUCGAGGACCUUUCUGUCUAUAUAUGUGGCCAGUUUGGAUGGGAAGAUAGUGAAGACGAUAGUGGAGAAGGAGCCGAGGAGCUUCAUCAUGCAGCUGAUGAAAUGGCUCCUCAUCGCCAUCCCUGCAACCUUCGUGAACAGCGCCAUCCGGUACCUGGAGUGCAAGCUGGCUCUGGCCUUCCGGACCCGGCUGGUGGACCACGCAUACCGGACCUACUUCACCCAGCAGACCUACUACAGAGUCAGCAACAUGGACGGGAGGCUGGCCAAUCCGGAUCAGUCUCUCACUGAAGAUGUCAUGAUGUUCUCUCAGUCUGUAGCUCAUCUUUACUCCAACCUCACCAAGCCCAUCCUGGACGUGAUGCUGACCUCCUACACGCUGAUCCAGACCGCCCGGUCCAGGGGGGCCAACGCCAGUGGACCGACCCUGCUGGCCGGGUUGGUGGUGUUUGCUACAGCCAAAGUGUUGAGGGCAUGCUCGCCCAAGUUUGGGAAGCUGGUGGCCGAGGAGGCUCACAGGAAGGGCUACCUGAGAUAUGUGCACUCCAGGAUCAUUGCUAAUGCUGAGGAGAUAGCUUUCUACAGGGGACACAAGGUGGAGAUGCGUCAGCUGCAGAAGUGCUACCGAGCCCUGGCGGACCAGAUGAACCUGAUCCUGUCAAAGCGUCUCUGGUACAUCAUGAUCGAGCAGUUCCUAAUGAAGUAUGUGUGGAGCGGCAGCGGGCUCAUCAUGGUGGCCGUGCCGAUCAUCACAGCCACCGGCUUCGCUGACAGCAAAACAGCAGACGGGCGCACGCAGGUGAUGGUGAGCGAGAGGACGGAGGCUUUCACCACCGCCCGCAACCUCCUGGCAUCGGGAGCCGACGCCAUCGAGAGGAUCAUGUCCUCCUACAAAGAGGUCACGGAGCUGGCAGGCUACACCGCACGGGUCCACAACAUGUUCGUGGUGUUUGAGGACGUCCAGAGGGGCGUUUACAAGCGCUCCACUCUGUCAGCCACGACAGGAGCAGAGAAGAAGAGCAGGCCUGAGAUGCACAUAGAUGGACCGCUGGAGAUAAAGGGUGAAGUGAUAGAUGUGGACAACGGCAUCGUGUGCGAGAAUGUCCCCAUUAUUACGCCGAACGGGGACGUAGUAGUGUCUUGCUUGAACGUCAAGGUGGAAGAAGGCAUGCACCUAUUGAUCACGGGGCCUAACGGCUGUGGGAAAAGCUCUCUGUUCAGGAUCCUCAGCGGCUUAUGGCCCGUCUACGGCGGCCGCCUACACAAACCCUCUCCUCAACACAUGUUCUACAUUCCUCAGAGGCCAUACAUGUCCAUGGGUUCACUGCGGGACCAGGUGAUCUACCCAGACUCAGUGGAGGACAUGGCUGCCAGAGGCCUCAGUGACAAGGACCUGGCUGCCAUCCUGGACAUAGUCAACCUCUACCACAUUGUCACCAGAGAAGGAGGCUGGGAUGCUGAGCUGGACUGGAAGGACGUGCUGUCAGGAGGCGAGAAGCAGAGGAUGGGCAUGGCUCGCAUGUUCUACCACAAGCCUAAAUAUGCGCUGUUGGAUGAGUGUACCAGCGCCGUGAGCAUCGACGUGGAGGGAAAGAUUUUCCAGACCGCUAAGGACACCGGCAUCUCUCUGCUCUCCAUCACACACAGACCCUCCCUGUGGAAGUACCACACCCACCUGCUGCAGUUCGACGGCGAGGGAGGCUGGCGCUUCGAGCAGCUGGACACGGCGACGCGCCUCUCCCUCACCGAGGAGAAGCAGCGGCUGGAGGCCCAGCUGGCCGGUAUUCCCGAGAUGCAGCAUCGCCUCAACGAGCUCUGCAAGAUCCUGGGAGACGACUCUGUCCUCAAGACAGUCGAGGAGUGAGAGAGAGAGAGAGGAAGGGAAAAGGGAAGAGGCCCAGAGGGGAAAAGAGGUGGGGGGAGGAGGAGAAGAGAGUGUGGGAGACAAAGAGGCAAUGGAAGAAUGAGAAAUCUCUACGGUUUUUUUAGUGUUAUUCUCAGGCUUAGAUUUUCUUUUGCUUGUUCAGAUUUUUUUUUCUUUUGCCCCGAGCCUCUCCUCCGUUAAAGCAGCCAGUCUUUCAGCUCUCCUUUCUCCUCUCCCUCUUCUUUUAAUCUCUCCUUUGCCCCGCUCCAACACCGAGAAAUGGAGGGAGGAGAGUGAAGCUGAUCCACAAAGUAUUAUUCCCCCCCUUCUGACGCACAUCGACUGCAUACUAGAUUUAAAAAACGUUUGGUUUUUAGCGCACAUCAUUUUUUCAACAUUCAAUUUGCCACAGUUCAAAACAAAUGGCAAAAAAAAAAUAAUCUAAAAUUAACCAAGAUAAUUUAUUUGUUUGUUUUUAUAGCACUUUACUCUGCUUCUAGAGGGCUGUUUCUCGUUUUGUUGUUGUAGCUCACAGUGAAAUGAGGUGAUAGCUGUGUUUUGUUAGCUGGAAAACUUUGAACAUAUAGAACCACUUUAAUAAUGUCCAAAGCAGUAUUCCACGCCCAGUUCCGCUGGGUCGUGCAGGAUCCACGUUUGUUAUAAUUUUAGCUGUAGAUUUUAGUUUUUUUUCUGAACUUAAUGUGGCCGAGAGGUCAAAAGAGACUAUUUUUCAAAAAAUGUCACAAUAUGCCUUUUGUUUGAUUUUUGUGUAUCUGGCCGCAGUACAAUCCCUUUCCUUAUACCUCAUCUUAUCCCUGGGACCAUGUAUGUAGUCUCAAUUGCAGACAGCGAAGAAAAAGAGCCAAUCUAAAGUCUAUUAUUAGAGCGAUUAGUGACGCAGGUCUGACUCCAAAACUAUAGGUUUCUGGUUUAUUGAACAAAUACAAUGAGCUAAAGAGGCCCUCUUCAAAGGACGAGGAGCAAAGAGCAAGCUGACCCCGGUAGUCCGGUCUAUGAAUAGUCACACAUGUAUACUGUUCAUGAAUGAACAUGUAGACAUCCAAACUAUAACGUUCACACGCUAGCCACCUGUUGAAACUCGCCCCGUGUUGACACAAAACACACUCGUGUGCCAGAUGCCUGCUGGGACUCAGCAGUUUUGAGCCUGUUUAGAUGCACUGGACAACGGGCGAAUACAUUACGCUAAUUUACUUUAUAUAAAUUAGAUGAUGAUGUAAAAAAAUACUUUGAUUUGAUUUCUCACCUUUCUAAAAAAGUGAAUUUAAUGUCACGAAGUGUGUUUACAUGCACUUGUAUAUUUUAGAUAAUACUCCACAUAUUAUUAUGUUAAAAUAUAUGAGGCCUUAUUGGGUUUUAUCUGAUUAGCGUAUGACAUAAUAGGGCUAAUAUACAGUCAGUUGGAGGUCAGACUAAUGGCUGGCGUACAUCUCGGCCACAUACAAGAAUGAAAUUACUUAGUUUGUUUUUAGCUUCCUAUGUUUGUUACCAGCGACUUAUCUGAAGUUGUGAUACUGUGAAAUUAGUGAUUUGUUGCAUUAACAUUAUUUUUGUUCUCAUGAAAAAAAGAAGAAGUCCUAAACGCUGUGUUCUCAUGUGGUGGUUCUGAGCUGUGUGUUUGUGCUUACUGUGUCAUCGCAUAAAGAGUCAGAGGAAAAGUAAAUUAGGCGAUUUUGCCUCCCAGAUUGCACUGAGUGAAAUAGGAGAGGGGAUCAUGGAUGUUUUCAGGUUUCACCAUAAGCAUGUAGACUUCAUUUUUGAGGUUUAAUACAUUCAAUUGGGCCUGAAGCUUAAGAAAUAAAAAUGAUCACUGCAUUUGAAAAGCAAAAAAAGCACCCAGAAACAUUUGCAUUUCUUUUUUUGUGCUGUGUGACUCAAACGUUUCCCUCCUUUACAACCCCUUAGUACAUUACAGAACCACUUAAGAAACAUGAAUAUGGUGAAAUCUUAAUGUACGAGUGGUCCAGAUGCCACUUCAAAAACAGGAGAACCUCUGGACUUCUGUAUGUUAUCCUCACACUGUACCGCACACAGGACUCAAUCCAUGUCACAGUGUAAUAUCAAGUCACCUCACUGGUUAGAACGCCACUAUUUCUGUUAUUAUGUCUCUUGGUUUGGUUAACACACCACCGUGUCAGAGAGAAUGUACAAUCAGUCACAUCAUCAAUCAGCAGAAUACAAACAAAGUGCACUGCUGUAUUUCAAACUACUCGGUUUGUUUUUGUUGUGCAAAGAAAAAAGUAAAUGAGCUCUGGUUUUAGGUAAAAACAACACACGUGCAUCAUCUGAUUUGUUAAUGUAAAUUGCUGAGUAUGUCUCCCUCAGGCCUUUUUUGUUAGACUGAGCUGGGGCUGCAUCCAAAGUGCAACAUCUUCGCUCCAUUGAAACCUUUGCAACCUCCUCUUUUGGCUUUUAGUGUAAAGUUCAAGACCCAUUUGGAUGCAGCCCUGCUCUGCUCAGGAUGAUGGCUGCUAGGUUACAGAAGGACAAUUUUUUUCCCCCUUAAAUGUGACUGGAGAAGAAAAAAAAAAUUAAAAAUGGAAAUGUCAAUGCAUCCCUUUAAUAUAUAAAGGGAUAAUAAUAAGUGGAAUGCUCUCUUAAUAUAAUCUGGACUGCAAAAAAAAAAGAAAAAAUGACGCUUUCCUUUGGUAUGCAAGAGAGCAUCGUAGACAG
Molecule: messenger RNA, 5090 nt
Organism: Sebastes umbrosus (honeycomb rockfish)
Lineage: Eukaryota; Metazoa; Chordata; Actinopteri; Perciformes; Sebastidae
Product: ATP-binding cassette sub-family D member 2-like
Exons: 10
Coding region: 189-2399 (736 amino acids)
Biological process (GO): peroxisome organization; fatty acid beta-oxidation; long-chain fatty acid import into peroxisome
Cellular component (GO): peroxisomal membrane
Molecular function (GO): ABC-type transporter activity; ATP binding; long-chain fatty acid transmembrane transporter activity
Source: RefSeq, a predicted model, not a curated record